Molecule: messenger RNA, 1140 nt
Organism: Larimichthys crocea (large yellow croaker)
Lineage: Eukaryota; Metazoa; Chordata; Actinopteri; Sciaenidae
Gene: psma1
Product: proteasome 20S subunit alpha 1
Exons: 10
Coding region: 121-906 (261 amino acids)
Biological process (GO): ubiquitin-dependent protein catabolic process
Cellular component (GO): proteasome core complex; proteasome core complex, alpha-subunit complex
Source: RefSeq, a predicted model, not a curated record
AAUCGAUCACUGAUUUCAAAUCGGGGCUCUGUUGUUUUCCCUGACUGACUCUUCCAGGACAAUAAAUCAAGUGAGGAUCGCAGCGCAGGCGGAGGAGCGGAGACACUUGGACACGCAGAGAUGUUUCGCAACCAGUACGACAACGACGUGACAGUAUGGAGCCCACAGGGUCGUAUCCAUCAGAUCGAGUAUGCCAUGGAGGCGGUGAAGCAAGGCUCUGCAACCGUGGGACUCAAAUCCAAAACUCAUGCAGUGCUGGUCGCACUAAAGAGAGCCCAGUCUGAACUGGCUGCCCACCAGAAGAAGAUCCUCCACGUCGACAACCACAUCGGCAUCUCCAUCGCUGGACUGACUGCUGAUGCCAGACUGCUCUGUAACUUCAUGCGUCAGGAGUGCUUGGACUCAAGAUUUGUCUUCGACAGGCCCCUCCCCACCUCACGUCUCGUCUCUCUUAUCGGCAGCAAAACCCAAAUCCCAACACAGCGGUAUGGAAGGAGGCCUUAUGGUGUUGGACUUCUCAUUGCUGGCUAUGAUGACAUGGGGCCUCAUAUCUUCCAGACCUGCCCGUCAGCUAACUACUUUGACUGCAAAGCCAUGUCCAUCGGAGCGCGCUCUCAGUCUGCUCGCACCUACCUGGAGAGAUGCAUGGACAAGUUUGCAGACUGUAACCUGAAUGACCUGGUCCAGCAUGGCCUCCGUGCUCUCAGAGAAACCCUCCCCACUGAGCAGGACCUCACCACCAAGAAUGUUUCAAUCGGCAUUGUGGGGAAGGACAUGGAGUUCAUCAUUUAUGACGAUGAUGAUGUUGCCCCGUUCCUGGAGGGACUAGAGGAGAGGCCACAGAGAAAGGUCGCCCAGCCUGCAGAUGAACCCGCUGCCGCACCCGAUGAGCCCAUGGAGCACUGAGGUGGCGCUGUCGGUUUACUUCCUGUUAUGAGAGAGGGCGGGCACAAACCCAGACCAACCUGACGCUUAACUGCAACUCAGCAGAGUAACUCUUAGAGGGGGGAGGCUGUUCUUGUGAUGUGCCACUCGCUAAACUGUUCAUCCAAAAAUAUUCUGGGCUAACAUCGACCAGCGUGAUGUUGCUUUUGUAUGAGUAAAUGUACCAUUCUGCUAGUAAUAAACUCUUUUUUUGAA